CUUUCAAACCUGGCUUGUUAGUGGGUCCUGAGGACAGGAGUGGAGAACCACUGGCUUAGGCAGUUACAAAAACUGCUUGGACAAGGAGAUACUGAGGAAUCCUUAUACAACUUCAUUGCAGGAAGUCUGAAAGUGUGUUACUCUAAAUUGGUCUUCAUCAGAACACGAUGACCCACAAGGGAGAUGAGUGCUUUCAACAUGAGAACAUUUUCAUUUUUAAGUCAAAUCAUACAGUUCCCCAAAUUAUUAAUCCUGGAGAGAAACCAUUUUCAUGUUCUGAACUUGAAGAACACUUCACUAAGAACUUGAUUUCCUUUGAACACCAGACAAGUCUCACAUCAGAGAAGCCAUCAGAGACCCCAUUUAAAUGUUUUGAAUGUGGCAAGUGCUUUACAAGAAAGGCAACUCUUGUUCACCACCAUAAUAUUCACACAGGAGAGAAGCCAUUUAGAUGUUUAAUAUGUGACAAGUCCUUCAGAAGCAAUAAGAAUUUGACUUUACACGAAAAGAUUCACAUGGGACAGAAGUCAUUUGGAUGUCCAGAAUGUGGCAAAUACUUCACGCUCAAGUAUAGUCUUGCUAGACACCAGAGGUUUCACAAAGAUGAGAAGCCGUAUACGUGUUUGGAAUGUGGCAUUUCCUAUGCUACAAAUACCCAUCUUAUUAAACAUAAGAAGACUCACAGAGGAGAGGAGCCAUUUAAAUGUCCUACAUGUGGCAAAUGCUAUGCAGACUACAAAAAUCUUAUUCAACAUCAGAUGAUCCACACAGCUGAGAAGCCAUUUAAAUGCCUUGAACAAGAAAGCCAGGCCAGCUCGUUACAUACGACCUCUAUCUCUCUUUUUAUAAGUCAUCAUAUGAUGGCUGUAGAAUAACACACCCAUGGGGGGGAAAACUGUACUACCUUUACCCACAGCUUCUACACUGGAUAGGCUUGCACCACAAUUCUUCCAGCGAGAUCCUGCGAAACAGGGUAUUCCAAAUCUUGGAAGACAAUGCAUGUUCUUAUGAUAUUUAUCAUGCUUUUAAUUCCCGGGACUUAGAAAGGUUUCAAAAAGAAAGUAGAAGUACACCACACACAGGAUGAAGCUGUGGGUGUCUCUAUAAUAGUGCAGUGCCACGUCCUGCAUAUAUUGAAAAGUUGAUGUUGGAGAGG
Molecule: messenger RNA, 1156 nt
Organism: Rana temporaria (common frog)
Lineage: Eukaryota; Metazoa; Chordata; Amphibia; Anura; Ranidae
Product: gastrula zinc finger protein XlCGF71.1-like
Exons: 2
Coding region: 168-875 (235 amino acids)
Source: RefSeq, a predicted model, not a curated record